UUCAGUUGAGUUCCCUGUCGUGAUUGAAAAUGAAGUAAAGGUAUCUUUACACGCCGGUCUGAAUGUACAUGUCUGUUCAUUGCCUGUUUUUGACGACCUAUUUCAUAUUUAUUUGAGAGGAACCCAGUUUAUUAUGUCGGUGUAUCUCGAGUCGGAGCCGAAACUAUACAGCUACAGUCGGAUAGUUUGCGGCAUCUUCACUCAUGUGUUGUGUGCUGUCUUCACUGGCUUCAUUACUGUACUGACCAAACCUGGAACCAGUCUGUUCUCUUGGCAUCCAUUCCUGAUGACUCUUGCUUUCUCAUUUUUCAUGACUGAAGCCAUCCUGCUCUUCAACCCCUAUUCGUCUCCUGUCCGGAAGUUCAAACACAAAACUAAAGGCCGUCUACACUGGAUCCUGCAGUGUUUGUGCGUUUCAUGUGCAGUUGUAGGUCUGAUCACAAUCUUUUACAACAAAAACCUCAAUGGAAAGCCACAUUUCACAUCAUGGCAUGGGUUAAUCGGUGUCAUAACAGUGACGGUUGUAGUGGUACAAUCGCUUGGAGGACUUCCUCUGCUUUACCCCAAACUAGCCAAAGGAUGGUCACUGGCAAAGCUGAAACGUUACCAUGCCACCUCCGGUCUUCUGACGUACCUUCUAGGCAGCACCAGCCUGUUUCUUGGACUCUGUUCUGUUUGGUUCAGUGCCAGCGUAAGCGGGUAUAUGUGGUAUCUGGCAGCCCUCUGUCCAACUCUCUGCGCUCUGGUUAUAAUGAGUCAGGUUACAAAUGCUUACAUGGCCAAGAAACGACAGCAGUAUUGACAUUGUCCAAGCUAAAGUUGGCGAAUAAUUCGCAAGAAUUCAAACUUGUGAACGUACCAACCGUAUCAGAGUCGCCAGUUACUGACCAAUCUCGAUAAUUUUAUUUUGUUCUGUAAAUAUGUGAAGAUACUUAGUGCAACUACUUGUAAUCUUUAUUACUGAUGUAUAAAAUUAAGUUUAUUUUUAUAAAUAAAUGUGCAUUUCAGAUGUAUGGGGGACCUAAUUUUUGUGGCUGUAUAGCAGUUCAGCUUGUAGUCCAAAAAACAUAAGUCUAAUUCGCCAUGGGUUCCCUCGGGAUUUUAUAAUGUUGUCCCGAGGGAACCCAUGGCGAAUUAGACUUGCAGGUUCAUCUAAAAAUUUACGUCACGGCUGAACAGCUCAAUUAUCUUUGGUAAUGACUGAUGUCGAUUAUUUGUUAUUCUUGAGAAGCUCCUUUUAAGAGUGCUUUCCUUUUGCCAA
Xyrauchen texanus (razorback sucker) is the source of this 1261-nucleotide messenger RNA. It is a transcript of the gene cyb561d2, whose product is annotated as transmembrane reductase CYB561D2. Bases 134 to 802 code for a protein of 222 amino acids. NCBI's taxonomy places the organism in Eukaryota, Metazoa, Chordata, Actinopteri, Cypriniformes, Catostomidae. Gene Ontology annotation, molecular function: transmembrane monodehydroascorbate reductase activity. The transcript is spliced from 3 exons. The record is from RefSeq and is a predicted model, not a curated record. Gene Ontology annotation, cellular component: endoplasmic reticulum.